UCAUUCAGCCUUUGAGGCAGAGGCAGGAGGAUUCAGUCCAGGCUACGUGAGAUCCUGUCUCCCAUAAAGUCACUUUCUUGUUUCCUAUACUGCCCACCUCUUCCCUGCCACCUCAGACCUUGUUUCCAUGGGAACAGAAUCUGACUUAGGCCCCAGCUGAUUCUGUAGACCAGGCUGGCCUGAAAAUCACAGAGAUCCACCUGCCUUUGCCUCCCCAGUGCUGGGAUUAAAGGUGUGUGCUACCAAUGCUCACCCAGCUAAUUCUGAAAGUAACAAAAGCACUUGUAGUCCUCCAUUCCCUUCAACAUUCCAGCCACAAAACUCGGCCCAUUACAGGUGUCUCGUUAGUACCUCUUCUAUCUCAGCCCCAAGCCUGAGACCUGCCUGCUUCCUCCUCAAACCUCCCAGGCAAGGUUCUCCUAGAAGCAGCUCCUGUUACAUCUGGUAACCAGAUCUGACAGAACACUUCCCCCCUCCCUACCUCAGCAUCAGGGACUGAAGAGCCUCCCAGGACAGGCAAGAGCCUCCCCCCAGCCACACUAGUCAGGAAUCAUCACCAUAGCAACCCUAGCAGCAAACAAUGGUACCAGAAAGGGCUGUCCCCCAAGCCUUCCCCUCCUGCCCUGCAGCUCAGAGGAAGGAUGGCCAGCAGCUGGGAAAGACCCCUCCAAAGGCCAAGCAUGAACACUGUGUCUCAUGUCAGAGAGCCUUUCCUGCAGAUGGUCCAUGCCAGAGAACCCUUCCCCACCUACCAGACUUGGACCCAGCGUGAGUUCCUCCUCCCCAAAGAGGUCGCAGACUUGCCAGGCUUCACCCAGCAAGCCUACCACAAGUUGGCUCUGAAGAGGCCACCACACACAGAUUGCAAGUCCAAGGUUCGUCACCAGGUACUCUAUCCUUGGAAGGAUGCAGCCCAGCACACCUGGGGCUUUCACACAUGGCUCGAUGUGGGACGCUUGCCUGCCACCUUCCCCACCAGGCCAGACAUAGCCUAUGACAGCAACGUCUGGCGCUGCUUGACUCAUUUCAAUGCCCACCGUCUCCCGGUUGCACAACCUGCCAUCCCUCCGCCCUCCUGGAUGGGUCCACACAGCUUCCUGACCUUCAUCAGUGCUACCCCCAUCUUCAAGGACAAUAACAGGAAGAAGCAAGUGAUGGUGAGAGCAGUGAGAGAGCUGAAGGAGGUGGAGAAACUCAAGUUGAGGAGUGAACUGAGGGCCCCUCCGCUCGAUGCCCAAGGCAAUAUUCUGCCCCCACCAAACUUCAAGAAGUUCCAGCACAUAUCUGCUGGUGGAAGGCUGGAGCCUUGGGGCCCCCAGAUCCUACCCAACCCACUUCCCAAUAAUUUCACCAAGAACUGGCCCUGCCCUAAUCUUCAGCCUCACUACCAGGAGAAGGUCCUGAAACUGGCUCGGCUGCCCAGUGUGCCCCUGAGCAAAGACCUCGUGAAGGACUACCAGGCCCUGAUAGAGAACCGGGUUGUCAAGCCCCUCUACUACCUAUCCAAGGCAAAACCUGCCAAAACACCGGAGGGGGAGAGGAAGAGAACCCUGGGUACUUCUAAAAGUGCCUCCAGAUGGGAGGAGCCAAAGUGGGCCUCAGGGAAGGCAGCCUAGCCUUCUUCAGAAGCCUGAGGAGGCUGAAGACUCUAGCUUCUGGAGAAUAACCUUCCGACCAUCCUCCAGCCCUGUACCACCUCUGUAUCAGGCUUCUGGAGACAUUACUGAAGCUCUGAACUGUUCUGUGUCUUCCUUGGGGGACUCAUAGUAAUGUGGGAGGACUGGGACGGAGAGGGGGUGGGGCCCCCAACUCCUAAGAUUAGAAG
Messenger RNA from Mesocricetus auratus (golden hamster), 1825 nucleotides. RefSeq names its product testis expressed 52 (gene Tex52). Lineage: Eukaryota; Metazoa; Chordata; Mammalia; Rodentia; Cricetidae. The transcript is spliced from 3 exons. Bases 642 to 1616 code for a protein of 324 amino acids. The record is from RefSeq and is a predicted model, not a curated record.